UUCUAUUUAAUUUGAACAGAGAUGAGCAGGUUCUGAUUCGAACUUAACGGAUAUACCGAAAAGAAGUUAGCAAAGGUUGCAAAUCGGCGCAGGAGGUCAAAAACGGAUUAGUCAGGUAAACGGUGGUAAGGACCGAAGAGCUCGUCUGAGACGCUGAGCGCCUCUUCAUCGCUGCUUCCACGAGACUCGAAAAAUUCAAAUGAGCGAAGAUACAGUUCGUGUGGCUGUCCGCAUCCGACCACUGGUUCGGACAGAAAUUGAGAAAGGAUGCCAAACGUGUCUCACGGUAAUUCCUGGAGAAUCACAGAUUCAAGUAAGAGGGACUGAAAAAGCCUUCACGUUCAACUAUGUAUUUGCGCCAGAGAUUGAACAGGAUUCUUUUUAUAAGACUGCUAUUCAAGAUAUGGUGAAAAAUGUUUUCCAAGGAUAUAACGUAACAAUUCUGGCUUAUGGACAAACCGGAAGUGGGAAAACACACUCAAUGGGCACGAAUUAUGCCCAUGGGGAACAGCCAGGGGUUAUUCCCAGAGCUGUGCAAGAUAUUUUUGCUAUAAUUAAUUUGAAGCAAGACUGGAUUUUUAAUGUAACCGUUUCCUUCAUGGAACUGUACCAAGAACAAUUAUACGACCUGUUAUCAAAAAAGCAACGCAAUCAAUGUAUAGUGGACAUUAGAGAAGAUUCAAAGGGUGUUAAGGUUGCAGGGUUAACGGAAGUCAAUGUUACAAAUGCUGAAGAAACUCUGCAAUGCUUAACACAAGGUUCUUUGGGUCGAGCGACUGGAGCAACGGCAAUGAAUGCGUGUAGCAGUCGUAGUCAUGCAAUUUUUACCAUCACAAUUUACCAGCAGAAAAGAGAUGAUCCCAAUACUGCGACAACUGCGAAAUUUCACCUUGUCGACCUAGCAGGAUCGGAACGCAGUAAAAAGACGCAGGCCACAGGAGAAAGAUUCAAAGAGGGCGUUAAUAUAAAUAAGGGUCUCCUAGCUCUGGGAAACGUAAUAUCCCAAUUGGGUGAAGGUGGAAGUCACUCUUACAUUGGAUACCGUGAUAGUAAACUCACGAGGCUCCUCCAAGAUUCUCUUGGAGGAAAUUCAAUGACGCUUAUGAUAGCGUGCGUAAGUCCAGCAGAUUACAAUCUUGACGAGACCAUAAGUACCUUGAGGUAUGCCGAUCGUGCCCGACGAAUUAAGAACAAGCCAAUCGUUAAUCAAGAUCCAGGAAUUGCUGAAAUCAACCGAUUACACAAAACAAUUCAGGAAUUAAGAGUAGCAUUGCUGGACACAGGACAUGGGGGCUCAUGUCCUCCCGAGCAUAACGAACUUCAGGAGAAAAAUCGACUGCUGCAAAAGAGAGUCCGUGACCUCGCAAGCAAGUUGAACGAAAAUCUGCUGGAAGUUGUCCACAUGCAUGAACAGGCUGAACUUGCCGAACAAGCGCGGGAAAGAAACAAAGCGCAGUUGACUGCUGUUCUACACGAGUUUGAAGAUCUUUCGAGCUUAAAUGUAUGUGCCAUCUGCACAGACCUAUGUAACAAAAUUGAAACUAUACGGAUGAAACUGCUUGAUCUUCAGAAAGACGACGCGAAGAAUGCUGAAGAACUUCGUUGCCACGAUAUUUGUGGAAGUGCGGGAAGUUCAAGCAGUGGAAUUGUUGAAGAAAAACCCCAUACAUCUGGAUCGGAGGACGAAUUCGAUAAAAGCACGGAUCUUGACGAAAAACAAGAAGAGCAUACGUUGCAGCAAGCUGAAAGAAACAACGAGGUGCAAAAUAUCAAUAGAGAACUGGCGUUAAAGGAAGAUCUGAUAUCGAAACUUCUGAAAAACUCGUCCCAUCUGGCAGAUUAUACGAAAGAACUUCAAGAGAUGGAACAAGAGAUAAAAUCCCUACAGGCUGAGAAGGAAGAGCUUCUUCAAGCUUUACAAAGUGUUAAAGCGAAUAACGCAAGCUCAAAAAUUGCAGAGACACGCCGAAAGAAGGUACAAGAACUAGAGAAGAAAAUAACGGAAUUAACGCGAAAAUGUGUGGAACAAAACAAAGCAAUCAAAAUGAAAGAAAAGUCCGAUCAGCAAAUAAAAAAUCUAACUACUGAGAUUCAGUCUUUAAAACAAAUUCGUGUCAAACUGGUGCGACAAAUGCGAUCCGAAGCUGAGAGGUUCGGUAAAUGGAGACAAGAACGUGAACGUGAACUCUCUAAAUUGAAGGAUCAGGACAGGAAACGACAGAACCAAAUGGCUCGUCUCGAAUCCCUGUAUAACAAGCAGCAAAAUGUCAUGAAGCGAAAAAUAGAAGAAGCCACGUCGAUAAAUAAGAGAUUAAAGGAGGCUUGAGAUGCAAAAAAAAGCGCAUCAAAGGAGGGAAAAGACAAGUGGCAGCAAAGAAAACGCUCAUGCAUGGGUUACGCAGGAAUUGAAGAUUCUGCUUAGUACCGUUGAUGCAAAGUGCACCCUAGAACG
Molecule: messenger RNA, 2452 nt
Organism: Orussus abietinus
Lineage: Eukaryota; Metazoa; Arthropoda; Insecta; Hymenoptera; Orussidae
Gene: Klp3A
Product: chromosome-associated kinesin KIF4
Exons: 9
Coding region: 200-2326 (708 amino acids)
Biological process (GO): mitotic spindle organization; microtubule-based movement
Molecular function (GO): microtubule binding; microtubule motor activity; ATP binding
Source: RefSeq, a predicted model, not a curated record